This is a messenger RNA of Drosophila willistoni, 715 nucleotides long. RefSeq lists its product as uncharacterized. The coding region runs from base 33 to 653 and encodes 206 amino acids. The transcript is spliced from 4 exons. The record is from RefSeq and is a predicted model, not a curated record. Lineage: Eukaryota; Metazoa; Arthropoda; Insecta; Diptera; Drosophilidae.
GAAGAAUUUAUUCCCCCUAAUACUAUAGAAGAAUGAACAGGUCGAUGAGCGUCAAAAGAAUAGUUAACCAUUCGAUGAUUGGCGGCAGAUUCUUCAUUCUAAUUCUUUUAUUUGGUCAACCAUCAUGGGCCCUCUUGGCCUUUGAAGGCUCUUGUCCAAGCAAUAUGACAGCUGUAGCUGAUUUGGAUAUGGAUCGUUUACUUGGCAGAUGGUAUACACACUCAAUGUAUCCUAAUCUAUCACUAAAGGUACCGAAAUGUCAGUCAGUUGACUUUGUAAAAGUGGAUGAUAUAAUUGCUGUUAAAUCGACUCAGCUAGGCACUAAAACUGGAACUCUGAAGAUACGCGUAGACGAGAUUAAGAACGUUGAACCAGCCUUAGGAAAAUAUGAUUUGGUUGGCGGUGAUAAAAAGGCCUUUCCGGAUGGCAUCACAAUCUACGUACUGGAUACAGAUUAUGAAAACUUUAUCAUACGAUAUUUGUGCUUCGAUUCGAAUAACAUUAUAAAUUUUCAAUGGGCUGUUAUACAAACUCGACAUCGUUUGCCUUCGUCAGAGACAGUAUUCAAAGCUCAAGCUUUGGCCAGAGACUCGGGUAUUUUAAUAAGUAAAAUGAUUAAAAUACGACAAGAUGCUUGUCCUCCAGAUUCAUAAAAAAUGUUCCAUUUCGAAAAUGAAAAUGAAUUUGACUUUAAAUUAAAUAUAUUAGACAAGAA